Molecule: messenger RNA, 444 nt
Organism: Nannospalax galili (Upper Galilee mountains blind mole rat)
Lineage: Eukaryota; Metazoa; Chordata; Mammalia; Rodentia; Spalacidae
Product: beta-defensin 20
Exons: 1
Biological process (GO): innate immune response
Cellular component (GO): extracellular region
Source: RefSeq, a predicted model, not a curated record
UGUGGGGACUUACCUGCAUCCUCUGUUCUCCCUUGGAAACUAACCUUGCUCUAUGUUGUUUCCUGUGUUCAGAUGGUGUGCAACCCAAAAGAUGUUUUAGUAACAUAUCAGGCUACUGCAGGAAGAAAUGUAAACUAGGGGAGAUAUCUGAAAUGGGAUGUAUGCAUGCAAAAUUAUGUUGUGUUAAUGAACUGGAAAACAAAAGAUAUUUGACCCGUCACCAGCCAGUUCAACCUCAUGAAGAGAAGUCAGAGGAGUUAAAGGACUAUAUCAUCUUACCUACCAUCACAUACUUCACCAUCAGCCUGUAAAUGAGGCACUGGUCCCCUCGGAUGCUACCUGCCUUCCAUCAGAAGCGCCAUUGAACUCAGCGGACUGCAGCAGAUCUAUUUCCUUCUGUGAACUUGAUUCUCCACCCAAUAAAGUCCGACGCUUUGUCCAGUA